Molecule: messenger RNA, 2402 nt
Organism: Manis pentadactyla (Chinese pangolin)
Lineage: Eukaryota; Metazoa; Chordata; Mammalia; Pholidota; Manidae
Gene: AKAIN1
Product: A-kinase anchor inhibitor 1
Exons: 2
Coding region: 369-578 (69 amino acids)
Source: RefSeq, a predicted model, not a curated record
GACAAUUACCUUUUUCUCUCUUUCUCUUCCGAUCUUCCUUCUCCCGCGGAAGCGGCAGAAGAGUUCUGCUCCCCAAGCAGCAGGGUACGCUGAGCUGGCACAGGAGUGAGGGAUGAACUGAGCAGGGUUUCGGUCUCCUCCUCCCGCCGCUGCGGUGUCCGCCGGCGGAGCAGUGCAUUGUGGAGUCGGCGCGCGCGGCGGCGGCUGGAGCUGCGGCCCUGGGAUCGCAGGGCGGGGAGCUGUCCGACGUGCUGACCAUCCCGACCCGCGGAGGGGGCGCCCAGCACCUUCCUUCCAACCUGCGUCUGCCCGUCUCUCUCUCUCUCUCUCUCUCUCUCUGCCUAGGGGCGUAGCGGCUGGAGGAAAUCAUGGUGUUCGCUCCAGGUGAGAAACCUGGAAAUGAGCCUGAAGAGGGAAAGCUGCAGAGUGCCAGCAAACAGAUUGUGCAGAAUGCCAUCCUGCAAGCUGUGCGGCAGGUCUCCCAGGAGAGGCGGCAGAGGGAAGAGGCAACUGCGGACAAGCGGGGCAGCUUCCAGCUGGGCGUGGGGGAACUAACCAAGAAACAUGAAAAGAAGUAACACAGUGCAUUUGGCUCCUGCCAUAUGCUUGGUUUCUGGCCUUCCUCUUAGUAUAGGAUGUGUUGCCAAAAUGUUGCCAGUAGAGUGAAACCAAAGUGUCAUCGGCACCUAGCAGUAGAAUGAACUUGCGCUAGCCCUUGGCUGAGAAGCACUGUUUUCAAAGAGUGCAUUAGAAGAUUCUGUUUGUUUUAAUGCGUGCCUCUGCAACAUAGUGAAGCCAAACACGACGUUGUAAUUGCAAAAGUAAUUUUGCAGCACAAUUCACUUUUAAAGUUCUUUAUUAAAAAAUGACCUGUCAUGUUUAUUUACUUUUGUCUUUUAUGCAUUUAUGCUGUGAAUUCAACCAGCAGCCCCUUUUUUGCUGAAAUGCUAAGUUCUUUAAAACACUUUAAAAGACAUGCUGGAAAGGUGAGGUAAUGGAGUUUGUCACCUUUGAUUAUGGAAUUGAAGUUUUUUAUAAACCAGGGUCAGGUCCAAGAUCAAAUUAAGCAAAGCUAAAUUCUAAGACUGGAUCCCUCAAGAUCUUAACAAGGCAUGCAUUUAUAUUACUUUUUUAAAAGGAGGUGGUUUGUUGUGCAAGAACUUAAUUUCAGUUUCAAUUCUCUCAAUUGUUUGACAGUUGUGUUUACUCUGUGUAGAAAUCCUUUGGAAAUAUUAUGGAUUUCUUUUUCCUUCUCCAGAUUAAAAUAUGACAGGUGAAUUUAUAUGCAUGAGUUCCCAAUAACUCUUUAGCAGCCCCAUGAAGAGCAACUGGAAUCGUAGAUUCCAUCUUGGAGAUACACCAGGGAAUGAGUAUGGUAUUGCAGUGUCCUUGGGAGGAGCUCUGGGGCCUAAUAAAUGUUCUGUUGUCAUUAGGCUCUGCAUUUGCACUAGUACCUCCUAAAAGAAACUUUUCUUAUCCACAAGGUAGAAUUAUUUUUGUUGAGAUUAGAAAAUCACAUAUAUCAGGAAUAAGUUACACUUACAAUGGGAAAACUAUUUUUUCAACUCUUUGAAGCAUGAAAAUACAGUAGAAACAAAAAAGUGGCAGUGUUUUGAAUGCAGUUAUGAAAACACACGUGUGUGUAUGAAAACAUCAUCUUUAUUAUAGCAGUAUGAGCUUUCCUCCACCCCCAUGGGAUAAUGCACAUCUCUCUGGAGUCCUUAGAGCCCCAUUUCCCAGACUUCACCAAAGUUACCAAGUUGGUGCUGUUGGGGACAGAAGAAUUAGACCUUUAUUAAAAAAACUUUUGGCUUUAGAGUAUCAAUAUCUACAUAGUUUUCUUAAAAAGCAAAGUAUUAGCAUAAAGUGUGACUGAUAUUAAGAUACACUUUUAGAAUUCUAAUAUAUUACACUUUUCAGAAUGGAUAGUGUUGAUGAUAAUAGAUGAGUGAAAACAAUCUCUUUUCAGCUCUUUUAAACUAGCUCACAUGAUGGAAAAUUCACAGGGAGAAUGGCUGCAGGAGGGCACAGGGGGGUUAAAACUUAAAUAUGGUUUAUUCAUAAAUUCUUUUAGCAAUUGAAGAAUUAAUUUCAGUUGACCUGAAGUCACGAUGUGAUGUAGUUACACAGUGUAGACAGUGGAAUGAAGGUAUUAAGGGAAGUUAUUCAGAAAUUUCCACAAGUGAAAAAAUUAACCCAAUGCUUGUAGUUUGUAAGUGAUAUGUCACCAGGUCUACUAAAAUAUCUGGACGUAACCAGCCCUGGAUUUUACUAUCACAUGGCAGAAACACAUAAAUGCACAAUCUUUCCUCUCUAGCAUGUCUGUGCAAAUACAUUUGGGAUCUUUGAAAACAUCUGAUUAAUCUCUGUAUCUGAAUAUUGUUUAUAAAUAAAAUAUAUCA